AUGGAAGCAGACAAUGCCACAGGAAUUUCAGAGUUUCUUCUUCUGGGAUUAUCAGGGGAACCAGAAUUACAGCCCAUCAUAUUUGGGCUUUUCCUCUGCAUGUACCUAAUCACUGUGCUGGGGAACCUGCUCAUCAUCCUGGCCGUCAGCUCAGACUCCCAUCUCCACACCCCGAUGUACUUCUUCCUCGCCACCCUGUCCAUUGCAGACAUCUGCUUCACCUCCACCACCAUCCCCAAGAUGCUGUGGAACAUCCAGACUCAGAGCCAAGUCAUCACCUAUGCCGGCUGCCUCACACAGAUGUACUUUUUCUUAAUCUUUGGAGACUGUGACGACCUUCUCCUGACUGUGAUGGCCUAUGACCGCUUCGUGGCCAUCUGUCACCCCUUGCACUACACAGUCAUCAUGAACCCUCGGCUCUGUGGACUUCUGGUUCUGGUGUCCUGGGUCAUCAGUGUUCUCAAUUCCUUGUUACAGAGUUUAAUGGUGUUGCGACUGUCCUUCCGUGCAAAGGUGGAAAUCCCCCAUUUUUUCUGUGAAUUCAAUCAAGUAGUUGGGCAGGCCUGUUCUGACACCUUCCUUAAUGAUAUGGUUAUGUAUUUCGGGAUUGUGCUGCUUGGUGGCGCUCCUCUGGCUGGUAUUCUUUAUUCCUACUCUAAGAUUGUUUCCUCCAUACGUAGGAUAUCCUCAGCUCAGGGUAAAUAUAAAGCAUUUUCCACC
Callorhinus ursinus (northern fur seal) is the source of this 720-nucleotide messenger RNA. Its product is annotated as olfactory receptor 7A17-like. The record is from RefSeq and is a predicted model, not a curated record. Gene Ontology annotation, cellular component: membrane. NCBI's taxonomy places the organism in Eukaryota, Metazoa, Chordata, Mammalia, Carnivora, Otariidae. Gene Ontology annotation, biological process: G protein-coupled receptor signaling pathway. Gene Ontology annotation, molecular function: G protein-coupled receptor activity; olfactory receptor activity.